This is a messenger RNA of Dibothriocephalus latus, 768 nucleotides long. Lineage: Eukaryota; Metazoa; Platyhelminthes; Cestoda; Diphyllobothriidea; Diphyllobothriidae. The record is from the annotation of a GenBank genome assembly.
ACCCUAAUAAAACGAGUCGUUGGUGCCUGUUUUGUGUGUCGGUGCUGGCAUGCUCCACCCUGUCGACAGGUUAUGGCCGAUCGCCUAGAGCCGUAUAACCCACCAUUUACGUUUACCGGGGUCGAUUACUUCGGACCAUUUCAAGUAAAGGUUGCCCGACGGUCGGAAAAGAGGUAUUGCUGCCUUUUCACAUGCCUCAGAAUCUGUGCGGUUCACAUUGAGGUAGUGUCGUACCUGGGGACAGAUUCGUUCCUAUGUGCAUUUGGCAGGUCCGUCGCUCAAAGAGGGUGCCCACGAAAGGUCUACAGUGAUAACGGACUCAAAUUUAAAGGAGCUGAGAGAGAACUAAAGCUGUUGCUGCAGGAAUGGAACCAAGAACGCAUAGGUAGCUCCGUUGUACCGAAGGGAUGGCGCCAGGCUCAAAAUCUUUCUGAUUUGUUCUGGAAAAAGUGGAUCAGCGCUUAUCUACCCUCCUUGCAGGUCAAACGAAGGUGGACAAAUGAGGCCCCGCAACUUGCAAUCGGCGAUUUUGUCCUAAUCGUCGACAAAGUGGCACCACGCGGACUCUGGAAGAAGGCCAUCGUUGAAAAGAUACCUCGAUCCAACGAAGGUAAAGUGAGAGAUGUCGUGUUGAGAACACAAUUCGGAACACUGAUGAGGGACGUGCGCAGCUUGUGCCUGCUGGAAAACCACGAACCACACAAUGAACGACGUCGCUCUCACGAAGGAUACCAGAAAACCUUGCGGGGCGUGUACUUCCUUCCGUAG